AUGGCAGAGCUCUGUGAAUGGCCAGAUGAAGAACUCUCCCAGGCUGGAGGCAAUGCUAAUCACACAACUGUUGGCCUCAGUGGCUUAGAAAAUAGUGAAAAAGUUUGCAACAUCUCUUACGUGGGGCUGGCAUCAGGUCAUCAUAAGAAGCAAGGACUGAAUAACCGUACUAACGCUUAUCUGCAAAUACUGUUGGACUUGGAAGUUGAUAGGUAUAAAAAGUACAAGUUGGACGUCAUAUCUUUUGGCAAAGAAAACUCCUUAAAGCUCAAUCUUGGUUACUCCAAGAGUGAAGACAUCCAGAAGGAUGUGCCUGCUCCACGGAUCAGCUGUCCCAAAGGCUCCAAGGCUUAUGCCUCCCACUGCUAUGCCUUGUUUAUGACACCAAAAUCCUGGAUGGAUGCAGAUAUGGCCUGCCAGAAGAGGCCCUCAGGACACCUUGUGUCUGUGCUCAGUGGGGCUGAGGCAUCCUUUGUGGCCUCCCUGGUCAAGAACAGUGUGAACACCUACCCAAAUAUCUGGAUUGGGCUCCAUGACCCCACAGAGGGUUAUGAGCCCAAUGCAGGUGGAUGGGAGUGGAGUAGUGAUGAUGUGCUGAAUUACCUUGCCUGGGAGAAAGACCCCUCCACUAUUGCAAACCCUGGCUAUUGUGGGAGUCUGUCAAGAAGCACAGGAUAUCUGAGAUGGAAAGAUUACAACUGUGGUAUAAAGCUACCCUAUGUUUGCAAGUUCAAGGACUAGGUCUGGGGAGACGUCAAGAGCCUGAGUUUUGCAUACAGCUCAUCAUGGACAUGGGACCAAGUGUAAAGACUACCCCCAAUGGAAAUAUUCUCCUGUACUUCUAACUUGACCACCUCAUUAUGACCUUCCCUUCUCAGCCUCAUUUUGAACUCCUCUGUGUCUUCCAUAAUUUAAGUUUCA
Ailuropoda melanoleuca (giant panda) is the source of this 921-nucleotide messenger RNA. Its product is annotated as lithostathine. Bases 1 to 741 code for a protein of 246 amino acids. The record is from RefSeq and is a predicted model, not a curated record. Lineage: Eukaryota; Metazoa; Chordata; Mammalia; Carnivora; Ursidae. The transcript has 6 exons.